Messenger RNA from Peromyscus californicus insignis, 3651 nucleotides. RefSeq names its product bone morphogenetic protein 8A-like. Bases 1 to 1197 code for a protein of 398 amino acids. The transcript is spliced from 7 exons. Gene Ontology annotation, biological process: SMAD protein signal transduction. Gene Ontology annotation, cellular component: extracellular region. The record is from RefSeq and is a predicted model, not a curated record. Gene Ontology annotation, molecular function: growth factor activity; cytokine activity. NCBI's taxonomy places the organism in Eukaryota, Metazoa, Chordata, Mammalia, Rodentia, Cricetidae.
AUGGCCACGCGGAUCGGACUCCUCUGGCUGCUGGGCCUGGUUCUGUGCGCUCUGGGCGUCCGCCACGGCCCGCGUCCCCCAUAUGUCUUUCCCCAGCGUCGUCUGGGAGUACACGAGCGCCGAAACAUGCAGCGAGAGAUCCUGGCGGUGCUCGGGCUGCCUGAGCCGCCCCGACCCCGUGUGCCACCCGCUGCCUCCCGGCAGCCAGCGUCCGCGCCGCUCUUCAUGCUGGACCUGUACCAUGCCAUGGCCAAUGACGACGACAGUGGAUCCCUGCAUUCUCACCUGGGGCGCUCCGACCUGGUCAUGAGCUUCGUCAAUAUGGUGGAGCGAGACCGAACCCUGGACUACCAGGAGCCACACUGGAAGGAAUUCCUCUUUGACCUAACCCAGAUCCCUGCUGGGGAGGCUGUCACAGCUGCUGAGUUCCGGAUAUAUAAAGAACCCAGCACCCACCCACUCAACACAACUCUCCACGUCAGCAUGUUCGAGGUGGUCCAGGAACACUCCAACAGGGGGUCUGACUUGUUCUUUUUGGAUCUUCAGACGCUUCGAUCUGGGGACGAAGGCUGGCUGGUGCUGGACAUCACAGCAGCCAGUGACCGAUGGUUGCUGAACCAUAACAAGGACCUGGGACUCCGCCUCUAUGUGGAAACCGAGGAUGGGCACAGCAUGGAUCCUGGCCUGGCCGGUCUGCUGGGACAACAAGCACCACAAUCCAGACAGCCUUUCCUGGUCACCUUCUUCAGGGCCAGCCCGAGUCCUGUGCGGGCCCCGCGGGCAGCAAGGCCACUGAAGAGGAGGCAGCUAAAUAAAACUACCCAGGUGCAGCCCUCCAACAAACACCUACGAAUCUCUGAUGGUCAUGGCGCCCGAGGCAGAGAUGUUUGCCGUAGGCAUGAGCUCUACGUCAGCUUCCGGGACCUCGGCUGGCUGGACUCGGUCAUCGCCCCCAAAGGCUACUCAGCCUAUUACUGUGCUGGAGAGUGCAACUACCCAUUUACCUCCUGCAUGAACUCUACCAAUCAUGCCACCAUGCAGGCCCUGGUACACCUGAUGAAGCCAGAUGUCGUCCCCAAGGUGUGCUGUGUGCCCACCGAGCUGAGUGCCAUUUCUGUGCUCUACUACGACAGCAGCAACAAUGUCAUCCUACGCAGGGAGCGCAACAUGGUGGUCCAGGCCUGUGGCUGCCACUGAGUUAGCAGCCUGCUGCCAAUGGCCCAUUAUCUGGUCAGCCCCUCUGACCAGGAAACAGAGACCCUAUCAGAUCCAAGGCCAAGGUGGAAAAGUCGGGUUUUCAACUCUUAUGUCCAUGUUCUGCCUUUGUCACAGGCGUGGCCCUCUCCUGACCCCUCUGUUCCUUUUCUCUGCCCAAGGGUGGGAAGAUGGUCCUGGUUACAACACUGGUGACCUAAGUCCCCAAGCAGCAGCCCAUCUCUGCCCCUCCCCCAGGGACAUCUAUUGAAAGUCCUUUGGGAUUGGCACAGAAGUCUAAUUUACCCACCUAUUCAUGAUGACUACUGGGCCGGCCUGACUUGAAUCUGGAGCACUAGAUAGACCUCAGGCUCUUUAGUAUCCACCAGAUACUUAGGUGUGACCAACUCCCUCCAUUAUUCCAUGGCCUGUCCCUUGGAGGUAUAAAACGAGAUUUCUGGAGAAGCAUUUUAAAAAAACAUGGAAAAGCCAGGGAUAGUGAUGCACACUCUUAGUACUUGGAAGACAGGCAGAAUUACCCAUGAGUUCAAGGCCAGCCUAAGAUACAUAUCAAGAUCUUUCAAAAGAACAAAGAAAACAACCAAACAAAACCCUUGUGUAUUUAUGGAUCUCAGUCACUAAACCUCUGGCCAGACAGGCGAGGCCAGCUGAUGAACAAUCUGUUGUGGAUUUGACAUCUGGACUCAGCCAUUGCCAUUAAGGAAACGCCAGCAGUUUCCUGAUCCAUAGUCCCCACUUCUGCCUUGGUACAGCCAUCACAGGCAGGCGUACAACUCAGCAUUAGCCAGAAACACAAAGCUGCGUCCUGUCUUGGUGCUGGAGCAAAGGUAUUGUUGGCAAGAGGACCCCAGAACAAAAGCCAAGCAGCCCCAAGGAAAGAAUGCAUUACCCUUCAGGUGCUCAUGGUCCAUGCAGCAGCAGGCGGCAGGCGGCAGAGAAGGAGUCGCAUGAUGAGGAAUGCUGCUGAGCACUCCUGCCCAGGCUCCAGAGCCUCACUUGACUCCUGCUGGCAGAGGACCAUGACUGUGUCUCCUAUCAAGGACUUCAGCCCCUGCUAUCCUCCCAGAGCUGUCUUCCCUGAAAACCCAGCACCCUGGGGAUUGGUACUCUACUGCCACUAGCAAAGGCAAGACAAGCUCCACCCUACCUCCACUGCACCAAUCGGAUGAUCCUUGGCAGAGGUUUGGUUUACCUGUGCAGGGCUUUUGACAGCUAAUCUUAGUUGUCAACUUGACACCCAGGAAGAGGGACCCUCCAAUGAGGUACUGUCUCCAUCAGCUUGACACAGGGGCACACCUGUGGGGCAUUUUCUUGAUGGAGGAAAGCCCAAACCAAUGUGGACAGUACCAUCCCUGAGCAGGUUGUAUAAGAAAACAGUGUUCCUCCAUGUUUCUGUUUCAGUUCCUGCCCUGACUUCCUUGGAUGAUGAACUAUGGUGUAGAAGUAUAAGACAAACAAGCAAAACCUUUCCUCAUGCUGCUUCUGGUCAUGGUGCUUUAUCACAGCAACAGAAACCAAGCCAGGACAGGCUCCAGUAUGUCUCUGUCCUCAACUGCCUCCUGGCCUCCACUCUUCAGGCCACUGUCACAGGAACUCAUCAUCUCUUGGCACUCUCUGCUAAGUUCUUUACAGAUGGCCUGUCCUGGUUCUAGAACAAGUCCUAAGUACUGUGGUCCCUCACUUCCAAUGCCUGUCCUAACACUGGUUCCUGCUCACUAAGGCUGACCUCUGAAUAAAGAAUAUCGCAGGGUCAAUCUACCUGGGCCAAGUCUAGCUGUUCCCUGUGCAGGUAUAUUUUAGGUAGAUUACUACUGAAUUCAGUGGUGUAAGGCAGAGUAGGUAAGCUGAUCAUUGAAUCAGGUUAGAGCCCUGAGAGGAAAAAGAUUACCGUCAUCAAGGAAUUCUGCACUCAGGCUACCCAAAGACUUGAUGUUUCUCACUCGUCUCCAGUCUGCUGCUUGUUGUGCACACAUGACCUGCUACUCCUCAUAAACAGGAGUCAAUUCCCUAGUCAGUCCACAUGUGUACAUACAUAUAUACACACAUAUAUAUGCAUAUGCACGUGUGCGCGCACACACACACCGACACAAACCCUGAGCACACGUAAAAUACACGGUCAGUCACCAACUCCUUGCUUCCACUGCUGCAAUGAGAAAGCAGCCAUGGCAGUGUUGGAACAUAAAUGGCUCCGGCUGUCUCAACAAAAUCUUCUUCACAGAAACAAGCAGCGGGUUGCCUAAAGCCCAGGUCGUGUGCCAACCUCCUGUCUCCUGGCAGAGUGGGCUCUUUGAGUCAUAGUAUACCAUUUUAAAAACCUGAGAAAACAGCGUGAACGUUAGAUACCAGAGCCGCUGAGGCCGACACCAGGCAGGCAGCUCUGAUUCCUGCUGCCCUGACAUGAUCUGACAAGGACAUCUGGCAUAAAGACACAUGACC